Capsicum annuum is the source of this 361-nucleotide messenger RNA. RefSeq lists its product as uncharacterized. Gene Ontology annotation, cellular component: cytoplasm. Gene Ontology annotation, biological process: biosynthetic process. Lineage: Eukaryota; Viridiplantae; Streptophyta; Magnoliopsida; Solanales; Solanaceae. The annotation marks the transcript as partial. Gene Ontology annotation, molecular function: isomerase activity. The transcript is spliced from 2 exons. The record is from RefSeq and is a predicted model, not a curated record.
GAAUUUUAACUGCCAAAGAGUACCAGAAGCCAGCGCUUCAAAUUCUCCGGAUGAUUGGCCAGCAGGUUACUCAAUUGAAUUAGAUUUUCCUUUCGUCCAAGUAACCGAGACCAAAUUUACUGACAUUCCUGCAAUUUCGAAAAGCUUGAAUGGUGCAUCCGUGGUUGAGAUCAAUGAGACAUCGAAGGGUGAUCUUUUUAUUUCGCUCCCAUCAGGGGAGGCAGUGGUCGAAUGCCGACCUCAGUUUGAUAGAAUACAAAAUUUCCCUGGCAGAGGAAUGAUCAUAACUGAACUUGCUCCACACGAUUCUGGCUUUGAUUUCUAUAGCCAUUUCUUCUGCCCAAAGUUGGGAGUCAAUGAG